ACUAUUGAGCAAGGGGAGAGACAGAGAGGAGAGAGGCAGAAGGGAGGGUGACUAAGUGAAUGCAGUUUUGCCGUCGCGUGUCGCCGAAUCACAGCACAAGUCCACCGGCAGGCUGAUGGAUUGGACUUGAAUCAACAAAUGGAUACAGAAAAAACUGGAUUUACUCUGAAUACGAGGAGAAAAUAAAGGAGGACAAAGAGUCUGCUUUCAUAUCCUUUUAUCUCUGCAUCAGAUACUGCUGUGAGGAACCCACAGGGACUGAAAGGAAAAUAGCGGACAACUCAUUUUUCUCCUAACACCCUUGGAAGCUGUGGAGCUGUGAGCCAGAACAGAGUGGACUGUGGGACUGGCUGGGAUUGAAUAUGCUCUUGCCGGUGUGUGUAUGUGAGAGUGUGUGUUUGAGCUGAUAAUAGCAGCCCCAUUGGUAUUCAGUGGAGGGAGCUCCAGGAUCUCGCUGCGCCUUUCCCCAGGAUGGGAUCACAGAGCAGGGAUUGUACUUGCCUGUGGAGAGCCCACUGAAAUGGAUUAGAGCCUCGCAGAGAUGAACACCAAAUGGGCAACAUGGACGCCAAUACGCAGCCUCCAGCGACUACCUUUCCACACUUAACUGCCUCUACCGUCCUCAUCCGUCAGCUAGGAGUGCUGCUGAAGCCGUGCAGUUGAGGCCUGACGAGCCAGACUGCAAAUCCUGAAGCUUUCUAACAGGAAGUCGAGAAAAUCAGAAGCCUCAGAGGAUUCAUCUUAACAGCGAACCAGUCAACCUGUUGAGCGUACGACCGGACUUAGACGUUUAUCACAAAUGAAAUAGGCCGCAGUGAUGCUUGAGCAAUGGUAUGGAGCUUUUGGACAUGUCCGGAUUUAUCGGACGGAUAUUCUAUCGAGAUUAUGGCACUUUUGUGAACACCUUCGAGCUGGGCCACUUCUCCAGAUUGGCUUGUGGGCAAAAGCGAGUAAUUGAAAAUCCCCCCUUGAGAGGCUCUCUGUUUUGAUUUGUUGUCAGGAAGGAGGGCUGAUAUUAUUUUUGUGUUAAAGGAGCAAUUAGAAAAAAGUACCUUUUAUCCAUUUUUCCUCCCACUUUCUUUUCCGCCAUCUCCUCACACGUUGCAGAGAUACAUUAUGAAGCAGCACCAUUCUUCUUCAUCCUCCCUCAGUGACGGAGAGAGAGGAGGGACAGACUGUCCAGAAUAGAUAACGAGCGAGGAGACAGGCGUUGAGGAAAAAGGAGAAAAGACGAGCGGAAAAUAGUAGGAAACAGGUAGACGGAGUGUGAGGAAGAGGGAGACAGUGAGUUUCAGAGGGGAAAAAAAGAAAAAACGGAAUUAACUCCAUUUGAAAUCCUCUCCGAGUCUUUUUUUAAAAAAAUUCGUCUGAGAGGUGUUGGUGGCUAGUUAGCACAAUGUUCAGGGGAGGGGUCAGGAUUUACACCAGGGGGGGCACUUGAGCAGGAGACUAGGGUUAUGUCCCCCUGCACCUGCAUGGUCUGUGUCUCAGUGUUUGCCAGGAAAACAGAUUGAAAGAUGGCCUGGUAAACAGACAAGCUAUAGCGAAUGACAGACAAGCUCAGAGGCUGGUAAGACAGACAGGAAGACAGGCCGACAGGCCGACAGGAAGACAGGUAAACAGCCGUUCCAAGUGUCAGGCAGAGAGCCAGGCAGACAUUCAGAGCCGGCACAGUAGACAGCGUCCGAUUCAUUGUCAUUCUAUGCACUGUGUGAGGAAAAGACAGAGGGAGAAGGAAGGAAAGCAGAGUCAGAAAGGAAGAAGAGGAGCAUCCCCGUGUUUGUGGCUUGUGGAGAAUCUCACUCCAUUUGCAUCCACCUUAGUGUACACAGAAGCAAAGCCCAUGCACUAAAAACAGGUGGGGAGGGAGGGGGCUGUUACUAGAGAGGAAAUACAGGUUGGGGAAAGAGAGAGAGAGAGAGGGGCGACAGGCAGAGAAACAGAGGGAGAGAGCAGGUGUCGGAAAUCCUCCCCUUCAUCUGCUUGUCAUUUAUUCCUUUAUGUUCUCUCGUCGUCUGGCGAGGUGAUUGGUUUUCUGAUGCUGCCAUUCUUUCGCUCGUAGGCCCUCCGCAGUCCUGAGGAAAACAAGAGGUGGGCAGAGAGACAAAAGCAGAAAAGAGACAGCAUAAAAAGGAAAGGUAGAGACCCAGUUUGAUUGACUAAUUUUUCACCUGUUCCUUUUCUUGUUUGUCAAGCUGGGCUCUAUUUUUUGUGUUUUUUUUUUUUCUGUAAGUAAAAGAUUGAAAGAAGAAAAAACACCAGCCCAAUCAAUCCCUCAUUUUCUUUGCACACAGAACUGAGCCUCUCCUUUCAUCAGUUGUUGACUUUUCUUGUUCUAAAGGGAUUAUUUUCUUCAUCAGAGUAUAAACCUGAGGAAUCCUCCCAAUUCCCUCUAUAUGUCCUCACCCCCAGUGACUGUGUGUGAACCCCUCUGACACCCCCAGCGGCCUCUCACUUGGCUGAAGUGCUAAAAUCCUGUGGUCUUAGAUCUCAGUGCCUCUGUUGACUCACUACUACAGCGAUAAUAUGGCACAGCGCUUCUGAUACCGUCUGAUUCAUUCUGUGGUGGUACAGGCAGCCAGCAGACCAUUCUCCAUGAGGAGCAGUAGAAGAUGCCGGCUCUGCCAGCACUGCUGCUGUCAAUACACUUCCUCUCCUUCCUGCUAGUCACCAUGGCGCCACGCUCCCUCAGUCAGGCCCCUCUGCUCUCCUCAGUCCGCAUGGCGGCAAUCCUGGAUGACCAGUCUGUGUGUGGGCGAGGGGAGCGGCUGGCGCUGGCCCUGGCCAGGGAGAACAUCAAUAGCGUGAUGGAGGGUCCUGCCCGAGCCCGAGUGGAGGUGGACAUCUACGAGCUACAAAAAGACUCCCAAUAUGACACUACUGACACCAUGUGUCAGAUUCUACCCAAAGGCGUCGUUUCUGUGAUAGGUCCCGCCUCCAGCCCCGCCUCUGGCUCUACUGUCAGUCAUAUAUGUGGAGAGAAGGAGAUCCCUCAUGUAAAGAUCGGUCCGGAGGAAACUCCCCGCCUGCCCUACCUGCGCUUUGCCUCUGUUACUCUGUACCCCAGCAACGAGGACCUGAGCCUGGCCAUAGGAGCGAUCUUGCGCUCAUUCAGUUACCCAUCAGCCAGCCUCGUCUGUGCCAAGGCUGAGUGCCUGUUGAGACUGGAAGAACUGGUCCGCCGCUUUCUCAUCUCCCGGGAGACCCUGUCAAUCAGGAUGCUGGAUGAUGACCUGGACCCUACGCCGCUGCUGAAGGAGAUCCGUGAUGACAAAGUGGCCACCAUCAUUAUUGAUGCCAAUGCUUCUGUCUCCUAUCUCAUUCUCAAGAAGGCGUCAGAGCUGGGGAUGACAUCAGCGUUUUACAAGUACAUCCUUACCACCAUGGACUUCCCUCUAUUGAGACUGGAUGAUAUAGUGGAUGAGCAGUCCAACAUUGUGGGCUUCUCCAUGUUUAACACCACACAUCCCUUCUAUUUGGAGUUCAUCAGGAGCCUCAACCUUUCUUGGAGGGAGGGAUGUGACCUGACAUACCCAGGCCCUGCGCUCUCGUCAGCGCUGAUGUUUGACGCGGUGCAUGUGGUGGUGGGGGCGGUGAGGGAAUUGAACCGCAGUCAGGAGAUCGGAGUGAAGCCACUCAGCUGCACAUCGCCUCAGAUCUGGCAACAUGGGACCAGUCUUAUGAACUACCUGCGCAUGGUGGAAUACGAUGGUCUGACAGGGCGAGUAGAGUUCAACAGCAAAGGUCAGAGGACCAACUACACCCUGAGGAUCUUGGAGAAACACAGAGGAGGCCACAAAGAGAUCGGAAUCUGGUACUCCAACAACACCCUGGCAAUGAACUCCACAAGCCUGGAUAUAAAUGUCUCAGAGACAUUGGCAAACAAGACUCUCAUUGUCACCACCAUCUUGGAGAAUCCAUAUGUCAUGCGCAAAGACAACUACCAGGACUUCCAGGGCAACGACCAGUAUGAGGGCUUCUGCGUCGACAUGCUGAGGGAGCUGGCAGACAUCUUGAAAUUCUCCUUCAAGAUCAAGCUGGUGGAUGAUGGGCUCUAUGGGGCUCCGGAGCCCAACGGCUCUUGGACUGGAAUGGUUGGAGAGCUCAUCAACAGGAAAGCAGACCUGGCCGUGGCAGGCUUCACCAUCACAUCAGAGAGAGAGAAAGUUAUCGACUUUUCUAAGCCGUUCAUGACCCUGGGGAUCAGCAUCUUGUACAGAGUUCAGCUGGGCCGGAAGCCGGGUUACUUCUCCUUCCUAGAUCCCUUCUCUCCAGCUGUCUGGCUUUUCAUGCUGCUCGCCUACCUGGCUGUCAGCUGUGUGCUCUUCCUCGCUGCAAGGCUGAGCCCCUAUGAGUGGUACAACCCUCACCCAUGCCUGCGAGAGCGCAGGGACAUGCUGGAGAACCAGUACACCCUGGGAAACAGCCUGUGGUUUCCUGUUGGAGGUUUCAUGCAGCAGGGAUCAGAGAUUAUGCCCAGAGCGCUGUCAACCAGAUGUGUUAGCGGGGUGUGGUGGGCGUUCACCCUGAUCAUCAUCUCCUCCUACACAGCCAACUUGGCAGCCUUUCUGACAGUCCAGAGGAUGGAGGUUCCCAUUGAGUCUCCGGAUGACUUGGCUGACCAGACCAAUAUCGAGUACGGCACCAUCCAUGGAGGAAGCACCAUGACCUUCUUUAUGAACUCGCGUUACCAGACCUACCAGCGGAUGUGGAACUACAUGAACUCCAAGCAGCCGAGUGUAUUUGUGAAAAGCACAGAGGAGGGCAUUGCACGUGUGCUCAACUCCAAGUAUGCCUUUCUGAUGGAGAGCACUAUGAACGAAUACCACCGUGGCCUCAACUGUAAUCUCACGCAGAUAGGAGGCCUGUUGGACACCAAGGGCUAUGGCAUUGGCAUGCCACUGGGGUCUCCUUUCAGAGAUGAGAUCACGUUGGCAAUCCUCCAGCUGCAGGAGAAUAACAGGCUGGAGAUCUUGAAGAGGAGAUGGUGGGAGGGAGGCCAAUGUCCCAAAGAGGAGGACCACCGUGCCAAGGGUCUGGGCAUGGAGAACAUAGGGGGCAUCUUUGUGGUGCUGAUCUGUGGCCUCAUCAUUGCUGUGUUUGUGGCAAUUAUGGAGUUUGUGUGGUCGACGCGCCGCUCGGCAGAGACCGAUGAGGUAUGCCCCCAUACCUGCCCUCGCCGACCCCACAGACACACCCCAGUGUCUGUCUGUCAGGAGAUGAUCACAGAGUUCCGAAACGCCGUCUCCUGUAAGAAGAACUCCCGUCUGCGUCGUCGUCGGCCCCUCAGCAGCUCAGCCGCUCUGCGCCACCCCACCCGCAUCGCUCUCGGGGCCCCUCGGCCCCUGCGUCUGGUCCGGGAGAUGCGUCUCAGUAAUGGCAAACUCUACAGUGGAGCUGGCCCACUAACGGGUGGCGCUGGAGGAAGUGGCAGUGCUGGGGGAACAGGUCCUUCUGACCUUGGCCCCGGGCCCCAGCGAAUCCUAGAUGACCCUCUGGGAGCAAAUACCACCCCUCCUCCACCGGCCCCCACACCUGUGAUGCUACCUGCCCGCAGCUGCACCCACGUGAGGAUCUGUCAGGAGUGCCGGAGGAUUCAGAACCUGAGGUCAGGCAGCAGUAUAGGAUCAACCUCGACGAGAAUACCCCCCUCAUCGGCACCCCUGCCCAGGCUGCCCCCCCCACCUCCCCCAUCCUCAUCCAACACAGACAGUGAAGGUGGAGGGGGGCCCAGCCCAAGGCGGCUCCACCACAGCCCCCCGCCGCAUACUGCGCGACCCAUCCCACCUCCACAGAGCAGCAACACCACAGACCUACUGGGGGACCAGGACUGAGACCAGACGCAGUCAGUGGGUGAGGGCUGUAGGGGGGCCACAGACGUGACUGACGGAUAUUUGUGCUGCUUAGAGAAACAGUGUUGGUUUCUGCAGGUGACAUUCGUUGACAAACAGAAGAAGGGAAGAGGAGGGGAGAUGGUUUUGAGAUUUUGGUGAUGAUAAACCUUAAAAAGAAGAUAAAACUGGUAAAACUGAGCACCAGUUCUCAAGGCUGAUAAAUAGAACUGGUCCCAUGUGUGUCAUGAGAUGGUCAUCAGUUAAUCUCCUGUAAUCUGCUCCAGAGAACAGAUCAGUGUGGACAGAUCUGAGUAGAAAUGACCAGAGGAUGGCUUUCAUCAACCUUCCUUCCUUUACCCUCCUCGCUGCCCUCUCAGCUCACCCAUAGAUUCGAGGGCCCUGGUUUUCUUCCACAGACAUUCCCUGGAAGCAAACUAUCCCUCUAGUAAAAUGAAGCCUUGUUGGAGGACAUACUGUAUCUGUAUGUGAUUUAAAACAGCAACUAAAAGACUUCCAGAGAAUUAUUUCCUGUUGUUUUAUUUUUUGUUGUCUUUCUCGUUUUGUUACCAUUGUUCUAAGUGGGAAUUACAGAGUUAAAUACAGACUAUUUGUGACAAUAUGGUGGAUUAUAACAUACUAAGAAACUUGACUAAUUGUGUUCAAGUGUUUUGUGUCCCUCCCUGUUUCCCAGAGCUGCUUUUUGGAUGGCAUUGGUGAUGAAACAGCUGUAAGACGGCAUUAAGCAAACAGUAGCAGAUGAUACCGUUGGCCCGCCUUUCUUUAACAAUGUGUGUGAGUGUGAUGUAAAGAUUUGUGCUUCCCAUACGUCUGUCCCUAAGUCCCUGUAGUAAGGAAAUUCAUUUACCCAGCAACAGCACCCUUCUACCACCAUAAGAUAACCAGACAACUACAAAAAGGGAAGACAGAGAGAGAGCAAGAGGCUUUGAGAUGUGAAACUAAUGUCCCUCGUUAUCCUGGGUAACACUUGCCAAGAAUUUACUUCUUUUUCACCUCUGUUCACACAGCGUAGAAGAGAUAGAGACGGCGUGAGGAAGAGCCAGAAACAGAGGCGAGAUAGAGAAGAACAUAUAAAGAUGAGCUACAAUACGGCAAAGUUUGAAAAAGGACAGUGCUGAAUGUGAAUGAGAAAUCCUUCGCUGAACUACUUCCAUUAGAUCUGUCCUGUUUUGCUAAUUCUGGGCAUCUUUUUAGGGGCUUGUUAAAGCGCCAGCAGGCUAUAGCUGCAGCUUCUUCCUUUCUCACUGUUUAACAGACAGACUUGGCCGUCCACAGCAGAUCCUCGUGCCAGAGUGAUAGACUCAACACAGCCUUGUCAAUACUGUCUCAAGCUUUUGAUCGCCUAAUUACUCCCCUCGGUGUUGGGGACUCAUUCAGGAGGGGGGACGAACACAGGAAAAUACGCUGAUAAAUAGAGUGAAAAGAAUUACAUGAUUCUUUUUUUUUUCUCACUCUGACUCUUAAAUCUGGUCUUAAUUAUGUUGUUAAUGUUACAGCCUUAUGAUCUCAACUACAGUGCUUCAAGGAGUGCACUGGUGGAUUUGUUUGUUGUUCAGCCUGUCAUCUCCAAAUUAUCUAAUGAUUCAGUGCAGAUUUAUGUCAUCAGUGUGACAACAAAAAGCAGGAGCUGACUGCUAUAGACAGACUGCAGUAAUCUGAAAAUGCUAAGACGGACUAACAUAGUCUUUUCCUGAGAUUUGUUGACAAUAUCCCCAACCUUAUCCCAUAAAUCCUCCCCUUUAUGACUUACAGUCAAGGGAAAACAGUGAAUGUACUAAGGCCUACCAGUUACUAUAUCUUGGACCAUCAGCUAUAGUGAACAGAUGAGUGAUUUUUAGUCCACAUGGAGGUCAGUGCUUGAUUCAGUCCUUGUUUUAGGGUCACAAGUAAAAGAAAUCGGUGCUUGAAUGGAGGUUUAUGCCUAAUGUCCGACUAAGGUGAUGUGUUUACUGCGGCAUGAUGUCCUCUUUAAUGUCCUCAUGAUUGAUUUUCUGUUGGUGAUUGACUUAAUUUUUUUUUUUUCAAACAAAUACCCAGUCACUUCCCAAAAAUAAUCACAGUGGGCUGAAAAACUAUUUAUUGAAAAAGGAAGCAAUUCACCACACACCCUUAGUUAUAGUUAGUGCACUCAGAGGAGUUACAGAAAUAUUGUGGUCUGUGUGGUUGAAUAAUCCAAGACUUGAGCUCAGCAGUUUUCUCUGCACAAUGAACUUCCCGACCUGGGCAGUGUUAAAUUAUAGUUGGUUGGUUUGAGUCUCUGGGCAGAUUUUAUUCUAUCCUUAAACUCAGUGAAGGCUGAUGCUCAUUUGCAGUUCUGUCCAGACGUAAAGACAUAAAA
Messenger RNA from Sphaeramia orbicularis (orbiculate cardinalfish), 8190 nucleotides. It is a transcript of the gene grik5, whose product is annotated as glutamate receptor, ionotropic, kainate 5. The transcript has 22 exons. Gene Ontology annotation, biological process: monoatomic ion transport. The record is from RefSeq and is a predicted model, not a curated record. Gene Ontology annotation, cellular component: membrane. Lineage: Eukaryota; Metazoa; Chordata; Actinopteri; Kurtiformes; Apogonidae. Gene Ontology annotation, molecular function: ligand-gated monoatomic ion channel activity; signaling receptor activity. The coding region runs from base 2613 to 5834 and encodes 1073 amino acids.